Molecule: messenger RNA, 506 nt
Organism: Homo sapiens (human)
Lineage: Eukaryota; Metazoa; Chordata; Mammalia; Primates; Hominidae
Gene: FAU
Product: FAU ubiquitin like and ribosomal protein S30 fusion
Exons: 5
Coding region: 54-455 (133 amino acids)
Biological process (GO): translation; defense response to Gram-positive bacterium; antimicrobial humoral immune response mediated by antimicrobial peptide
Cellular component (GO): nucleus; cytosolic small ribosomal subunit; ribosome
Molecular function (GO): structural constituent of ribosome
Source: RefSeq, marked reviewed
CUCUUUCUCGACUCCAUCUUCGCGGUAGCUGGGACCGCCGUUCAGUCGCCAAUAUGCAGCUCUUUGUCCGCGCCCAGGAGCUACACACCUUCGAGGUGACCGGCCAGGAAACGGUCGCCCAGAUCAAGGCUCAUGUAGCCUCACUGGAGGGCAUUGCCCCGGAAGAUCAAGUCGUGCUCCUGGCAGGCGCGCCCCUGGAGGAUGAGGCCACUCUGGGCCAGUGCGGGGUGGAGGCCCUGACUACCCUGGAAGUAGCAGGCCGCAUGCUUGGAGGUAAAGUCCAUGGUUCCCUGGCCCGUGCUGGAAAAGUGAGAGGUCAGACUCCUAAGGUGGCCAAACAGGAGAAGAAGAAGAAGAAGACAGGUCGGGCUAAGCGGCGGAUGCAGUACAACCGGCGCUUUGUCAACGUUGUGCCCACCUUUGGCAAGAAGAAGGGCCCCAAUGCCAACUCUUAAGUCUUUUGUAAUUCUGGCUUUCUCUAAUAAAAAAGCCACUUAGUUCAGUCA